Messenger RNA from Xyrichtys novacula (pearly razorfish), 14160 nucleotides. Lineage: Eukaryota; Metazoa; Chordata; Actinopteri; Labriformes; Labridae. The record is from the annotation of a GenBank genome assembly.
GGUCGUCGUGCUGUCGUCCAAUCAAAAAGUGGGAUGUUUAUGCGACCUGGUCAGCCAUGUUGUGGUUUUGAAUGAGGAAGAAGCGGGAGAUAAUAUUCUUCAGUGAGUUUAAACGCAGUUUAAAGUGACACCAAGGAUAUGUAAAUGACUUUCGCUGUGACUCAAAAAGAUGACCGUUUUUGUGAAAGUGAUGGUUGCGACUCAUUGCAUCCCUGUAGGAAUUUAAACACAUUUCCAUAAAUUAGCCGCGUUGCUAACUGCGCUCGCUAGCAGGACAGUGAGCACGGGGCUAGCAAGGCUCGGAGCUAGCACUCGGCUAACUAGCUCACAGUUAGCGUGUCUCUCCGGCGUGUAAAAUGGUAUUUGUGAGGUGUGUUAGCCGAUGAAAGAGCCUCACUAACCUGCCUCUGCCGAAUGAAGCGCAUUAGCUUCUUUUGUUUUGACUCUAUUGUCAGGUAAGUUAGGUUGCGAAGCUGCUUCAAUUCGUCCCCAGACCGCGGUGUUUUUUUUCCCCUGAAACUUUUGAGCCAUGUUGAAUAAAAUCUACGAAUGGAUAGAAACGGGCUUCGCCAAUCUUCGCAAUGGUGUACCAGCUGCGGAGCACCUGGACACACACCGGGCACCGGGAGAUGGUCAACUCAGGAGGAAAAGACCAGCUGAAUGGUACGGGCUGCAACUGCGUUUUUUACUCCUUUGUGUGAUCAAUAAUUAUAAAAAGUGGUUUGAAAUGACACAAGAUUCAUCUGAAACUAGACUGACAAGGCAGGGUAUUAAUUUUGUGACAUUAAAACAGCCAUUUGUUCAUGUUAUGUUGAUCCCAGAAAGAACUCGGUGUGUCAACAAAGGUGGAAACUGUUGUUGAUUACAGCAUCAAUGUGUUAUUUUAGUUUGGAAGAUGGACUCAAUGUCGAUCAAGACGGAGUGAUGGUCAAAAAAUCUCGCAUGGGUGAGUAUGAAUGACAAACAGUAGAUUUAAAGGACAGUGAUAGUCCUAAACUGAGAAUGUAGAUGCUUAAUGAAAGGAGACUUUGUGGUGAUGUUGUUACAUUAGAUCACAUUGGUGUUUAAAAUCUUGUGACUGGCUGCUGGACAUACAUAAAUCCCUGUUGACUUCAAUUUCUGUUCCACAUAUCUGCAGGGGAUCUUAUUGACACAGUCAAGAAUGCAGCUGAAGGGGUUAGAAGUCACAGCUCCAAUGUGGCUUCAUGGAUGAGGACCAACAUGAGCCCCACCUUUAGAAACAUACUGCCUGCCUCCCCUGGCCCUCCGUCUGGAGAUAUCCAACUGCAGCCCUCUACAUCAGCAGCAGACUGGGCAGGGAGGCCGGUAAGAGAUGGGGUCAGACUUUUAAAUGUUGUGACAAUCAUUGCAUUUUUGUAAAACAGUGACCUUUAUUCAUCAACGUGUUUGCAUUUAAGAUCGUGGAUAGGAACUCUCUUGAUGAGACAUUUGCUGCUCCUUCAACAACUUUGGAUUGGAGAACAUUAAAAUCAGGUAAGAUUAGCACAGUAGGUGGGCUUAGCGAUUUUAAAUUGAUUGUUGAUAUUAUAUAUGUUUAUAAUAAGAUCAUGUCUAUAAUACUAAUGGCAGUUGAUCAGUCUUUCGUGCUCCCAUGGUGUGGGCUAAAGCAAACAACUAAGUAGAAAGUACUGUAAUGUUGCGGGUUGGCAAACUGUUGAUUGAGCUACUGCUGUACAUAAAGAUAAGGCUAGUUCUUCCUAAGUACAAAAACGCCAAGAUAAAGUAAGCUGAAUGUCUUGGGCAACUUUUGGAGGGUUGGCCAUGGGUCUGUUAAAGGGAUAUUCGGGCGUAAAAUUAAUUUAGGGUCAAACACACCAUGCAUUUUGGACUGCAGACGUGGUAGUUCUUCUGCCUUCUCAUCUCGGUCUGAUUGCAUUCCCAUGAAGCGUCUAACUCGGUGUUACAGUGUGUUUGACCCAAAAUUAAUUUUACGCUGAUUAUCCCUUAAAUUUCUCAUUUACAAUAUCAGUUGUUUUUAGUUAUUUAAAAUUUCAAAUGUAUUCUACUUAUUUGAGAAAUAGUGAAUUGGAUUAAAAUCAAGAAACCAACCUUCAAAACAGCUUUUGCAUCAAGUUUGAAAGUGUAGAUUGGGGUUUUAAUGCUGGAAACAGUAUUGAUUGUUGUACUUCUGUUGUCAUUCUUUCUGUUGUUUAGAUUGCCUGCGGAGUGAAAAGUUUAUUAUGGGAUCAAAAGUCUGUAGACGUCAAGUGUGUAUGAGUCCCACACAUCGUGAAGUGCCUAAAACGAAUGGGCAUCCAGUCAACGGGCCAGCCUCCAUCACCCCUGAAUCACACCCCUCCCCACGACUUGGCAGGCCCCUAAACCUCAGACCACAUGGCAUGCCAAGGUAUUCCCCAAAUCUUCUGUAUCUGUUUUUUUUUUUUUAUGUUUUAACCUGUAGAAAAAUUAUGUAGAGUAUUUGUCAUCAAGAGAUUAAACAUCACUGUUUGUGUCUGCAGUUCGUUUUGUGGAACGGCGAGCAGCUCCUGCACCAGCAUGUAUGAAAAGACCUUUCCCAUCAAAGUGGUCCAGAGCCCAACACACAGCACCUCAUCUGGCCGUAUACACAGGACCAGGCCUCGCUGCACCGCACAAGAGGUCAGGUGACAGGACAAUAAGGCAUACUUGGAUUCCUUUCUGUUCCUGCUUUUGUUAACACCAUGGUUGUCCUCUGAUUUUGUCCAGUCUGUUCGGGAAGAAGAGAAGGAGGUCUACAGACAGCUUCUGACCAUGGUCUCGGGUGGUCAGUCCUCUUUCAUUCACAAUGGCAGCUCACAUGCCAUCGUGAGGUCACACAGAGAUUUGUACGUAUCCAAGCAUGAUCACUGAAUCAGCAUAACAAACCUGUCACAUGAUUUAAUGUCUAUAUCUUUGAUGUCCUUAUCCCUGUCACAUCUGUCUCUCAUCAGCACCAGCUUUCUGACCACCAGCCGCAGACUUCUACAAGCCUCAUCUCCUACCCAGUCAGCUGCAGAUGGGACUUCAGAAGGACCGAGCAGCCCCCCAAGUCCGAGGGGUAUGUCCAGCCAGAGCUCCAGCAACCUUCCCAGCCCAACUGGGGCCUCCAACAACAGGCCAGGGAGUCAGGCGUGGUCUGUCGACACAGACAUCAGCUCCAGCAGAGCAGCUACUCUCACAUCAGUCCCCUCCCCUUCUGCUCUGCAGGAUAACUCAUCUCAGGACACACAAUCAUCAGGUUAGAUUGACAUCCCUGUGAAACUUGUUGUCAUGUUUACUUUUUAUUCUGUUUGUAAUCUCCUUCUCUAUUUCUUGCAGCCCAUGAUGGUGACUCUGUAAUUAUUGUAAAUGAAAAAAAGGGUAAAAAGCAAGACAGCUCAAGGUGAGUAAUUGGUUUAGUCAGUAUUAUUCCAAUAAUGUCACUGUUUAAUACACACCCACUUUCACAGCAGUUUGUUUAGUUUUACUUUUGUUGCCAAAAUGAUCAGUAAUAUUUUAUGGUAGAUAAUGUUGUAUCAACGAUUUGAAACCCACAUUUCUACUGAAAUAAAACCAAAGUGUCAGAAACAUUUUCUGUAAUUGGAAUAAAAACAAGGACAAGGCACACACACAGGCCUUGAGGUCUGUUUCAGGAGUAGAGUUUCUCCAACUAAUCGUCUAGUCCACCACUAGAACCACAAGUCGGUGCUGUGGGCAACUGUCAACUAGUCAAAUGAUCACUACCACAGGGAAGAGGUGCUGACCUUUGCUCUGAUGUGAUUUGUUCAGAAAAACAUCAGUGACUUUUUUCUUUACGUGUAGGUAAAAUGUGAUUUGGAAUAGCGUGACAUCUCACUGUGGAAUUCUUGAGAUUAAAAACACUGUGAAUCUAGUUCAAGUUAAAAAAUUUUUUACAACCAUUUAAUGAUUCGAUUCACACUGAACAUGGGGAGGGACAGGGUCACCCAACAAUUAUUUUAACAGAACCCCUGGGUCAUCUUCUGAUACCCUCUGUGAGGAUUUUGCAGACCACUUCAGAGUUCUAUAUUAAUAAAGUUGAAUUUAAAUUUGAAAUUUAAUGAGCUGUUCACAGUGACUGGAAAAAGAGCAGCUUUUUAAAUGGACAAAUAGCCUUUCGUAUUGACUGACUUUAGCCUGUGACUUUAUUCCCUCUAUUGGACGGUGGUCUGCUUUUCCAUCAUCAGCAUAGAUCCACCUGUUGCUGUGUGCUUAUGAUGAGCAUUUGUCUCUGUUUCUACAGUGUGCCAUGUUUCCAAGCGGAGUUAUGGAUCAAAGAACUGUAAGUACACAGUAAUAGCCUUAAAUUUAGAUACUUAUCAUUCACUGGGUUUUAUGUUUCAGUCAUGGUAAACAUUCCUUUUGGUCCCUGUAGGACCAGCAUGUAUGACUCGCGAGCGAGAGAGAGACGGAGACAGAUAGAGGAGCAGGAGGCUCUGGCUGCCCAGCUGCUGAGACAGGUGAGCGUUCAUGUGUGAAGUCCUCUUCCAGUUUGAUUGUGUCGGUGGUUUCUUUUUCACUUCUUAUCUAACCUACCUGUGUGAUGAUGGUACUUAAUUACAGCGCCUGUCUGAAGAGGGGCAACGAAGCCCAGAUGUCGAGGUCCAUGUUCGAGUUCCCUUGGAGAAGGAGGUUCCUCUGACUUUUGUGAUUGAAGAACCAAAGCCUGUGGAAGAGAAGCCAGAAUUCCCUGAACUGACGGAGGUUUGGUCCAUGAAUCUCAACAAAUACAGUGUUAACCAUGAAGAGAAAAAAAAACGGAUAAUAGACCUGCUCCGUGUUUCUGAGCUUUUGUAUCUUUUUCUCCCACUCAUCUGAUCUGAUCUGAAAAUGUCCUCUACAUGUACUCUUUCUCUAUGUUUGUAGGAAAUUGAGGCUGGGGUGAACAAAGCACUGAGGGGAGGUGGAUCUCAUGAAGUAUUAAGUGAAGGUUUUGGUCUCAGCCUGACACGCAAAGACCUACAGACUCUCAGCAACCUUAACUGGCUGAACGAUGAGGUGAGUUCACCAUCCUUGUGUCAAAUCUGUGUGUGAACUGUCAGCAGAGUAAUAAAAUCUUCUCCCUCCCUAAUCUCUCAGGUGAUCAACUUUUACAUGAACCUGUUGGUGGAGCGCAGCAAGGACCCAAACCUGCCAUCAGUCAAUACCUUCAACACUUUUUUCUAUCCUAAGCUGCGCAGCAGUGGCUACUCUGCUGUCCGCCGAUGGACCAAAAAGACUGACAUCUUUUCGAAAGACAUCCUCUUGGUUCCUAUCCACUUGGGGGUGCACUGGUGCCUCUCUGUGAGUCUCAUUCAGUAAAUUAUGAAACUGAAAGUUGAGAGUCUUGGGGUUUAAACUGCAGGGAAUCAUUUCGCUACUCUUUUCUUGUAGGUGGUGGAUUUCCGCAAAAAGGAAGUCCUGUAUUUUGAUUCUAUGGGAGGAAACAACGAUGAAGCAUGCAGAUUAUUGUUGUAAGUUUCAUUAUCUGUUUUUAAAAUGUGUACUUUACUGGUAAAUGUGAUCCUGGGAAUGAAUAGGUAGUGAUUGAUCUUUGUUUCCACAGUGAUUAUCUGCAGCAGGAAAGUAAGGACAAGAAGGGUAAAGAACUGGAUACCUCAGGCUGGACCCUGUACAGCAAAAAGCGCCAUGUAAGUCCUAGACACAUGAAAGCAGAGGGCUCUGUUUGUUUUUGCAGUGAUUUUAUCUGCAUCAGUUUUGUAAUCAGACAGAAUGUACAGAAAAGGGCUACAUGACUGCCAUUAAACCCACCUUCAUGUAGUGUGUAGGAGUGUGUAAAACUCUAAAGCACUGAGUAUAUUUAAAAGAUAUUUUAUAGAAAGCUUUUAUCUUAAAAAAAAAGCUCUGAAUAACUCGAAAAAGUCUUUGUUGCCUCACUGAAUACUGCGUGUUUCAAUGGUAGAGUGAAAAAUACAGAGAUUUGACGGUGUUCUGUCACAGAGGGAAUGUCUUUGAGGUGCUUUGACAAAAAUAGAGCUUUUGAUGAAGGUAUAAAGCCUCUUUUCACUUCUUUAUACAAAGGAAAAAUCCUGAAUCAUCAGCUGUCAUACUGCCUUCUCGGUUUUACUGUCUUUUACCUGAGAAACAAUGUAUCUGUCUUUUUUUGGACUGAUAUCAUUCAAGGAACGUUCACAGUUUGUUUGCUAAAGGGUUGUGUUGUUUCGGAAAUUUUUUCUCUUGCUACAGAGCAAAAUGCACAAAAAAUGCUCAGCAAAACCACUUUAUGUUUGACCCCAAACUUUUCAAUAAAAAUUUGAUUGACACAAUAGAGUAAUCAUUAUGAUUUUAAAACAUCCCAUCAGAUUUCACUAAAAUGACUGAUGUCGUGCACCGUCCAUUAAAAUUAAACCAUUUCUCAUUCGCUCUCAGGAAAUCCCCCAGCAAAUGAAUGGCAGCGACUGUGGAAUGUUCACGUGCAAAUAUGCAGAUUACAUCACCAAAGACAAGCCAAUCACAUUCACACAGGUAAGUGCCAACCAUACACUCAAAGAAGGCUUCAGUGUGAGGAGGCUCACAUGACGUCGUUGCUGAUGAAUUGAGUUUUUCUUGCGCAGAAACACAUGCCCUACUUCAGAAAAAGGAUGGUGUGGGAGAUUGUGAACCACAAGCUGAUGUGAUGUCAGCAGCAGGUCACUGAACUCACAAAAAUGGCUCACAGUGUGAACACGAGUCAAACCUAUGGAUGAGCUUCAUUCAACUGACAGUGGUCCUGUUCUGGGAUUGGCUUGCACACCAGCUCAUCAGAUCAGGAACCAGCUCUUCUACUCUGCCUCCCCCAGACCCUCUUCUGAUGGGAUGGAGUCCCCAGCACUGCCUCCAGUCCUCCACUCCUCUGUUGUUGUUUUUUUUUUUUUUUUUGGGUGCGUCCAUCGGGAAUCAGUAUAGCAGCUGAGACACACACACUGCAUGUUUUCAGUCACCCAGCCAGAACAGAUUUUGAAAUCACUCUGACUUACAAACCAUACUCUGAGGUGCAAUUUUCAGUUUGGUGCAGACAUAACAAAGUUUACAUGUCAGGGAGAUGAGUGUAUUUAUGCUGCAUACUCUUUUUGUACAGACAAGUACUGCAUUUUGGUGUCACGCUCAUUGUUUGAUACUUUUUGAUUAAACUAAAAACUACCAUCUCCAAAGCUGGCCUCUUUGCGUCCAGGCUCACGACUUUUUCUGUUUUUAUUUUCAUUUUUUUUAUGGUCACCUGUAAGAAUGACCGUUGAAGCAAAAGCAGCCUCAGAGUAUGAUUUUGAAUUAAAGCAGGAUGUGGUCUUUUCUUUCUACUCAGUGUCAUGUGUAACCAAACAGUCUUAAUUACACCCUCAAACUGCAGGGUUGGAAAGUUUUGCCAUUUCCUCCUGUUUCAUAAGUCUUCAUGAAAGAUUGUAAAUUAAGGUCCAAAAUCUAUUUUAUGUAUCUCAGAUUUACUUUUUUUGUUCAACAGACUUUUGGGCAUAUUUGGUAUAUUUUGAAAUUUGUACAUAAAAAAAACAUAUACAGCCUCUUGAAAAGUGUAAUAUACUUUUUCUUUAUGUAUUUUUGUUAUCUAUUUUUAUCUAGAUUCCAGUCUGUUUUAGAAAUAAAUCCUCCUGUAUUGUGACUGUUUUUUGCGCAUUACCUCAAAUCACCUGGUUUUGAUAUCUAAAAAAAAGCCACAUUUGAUAAAACUAAGAACUUGGACAUGUGUUUUGGCUUAUUUUAAUUGUAAAGAACUUUUUAUAUACUAUGGAAAUUGCUGUGUAACAAAAAGCACACACAAACCGCAGUGGAAAACCUUUAUUUAAAAACAAAAAAACAAACCAAGUUAAAAGUAGAGAAGAAGACAAAGCUGCAUCAUGACAUAGACAGACUGAGGAUAGGUUUAUUCACAAAAAGACUGCAUACAGACAGAUGAACGUGAGACACAAACCAAUCCCGUAAGGACUUGAAAAUGAGUGACCUUAGACUGAUAGACUUCCAACAGUGAUCCAAAAUUAGCAGCAACAGUUUUAUUCUUUCAAUAUUUUCUUUUCAGUUUUCUGGAAACAAUAAAAAGCUGUUUACUCUUUGCUUCAUCGAUCGGUUCAGAGGAGUUCGAUAGAAGACAAAUCUUUUCAACACUAGCAGUGUGGUAAAAGCAAGUUCCAGUCAAGAGUUCAAGCACACCAAAUCCAAACCAAAAAGCACUUCACCAUCUUCUUCAGUGAAAUCUAAGGCAUUUAUGUGAAGUUAAACUUUCACCUGGAAAUGAAUGGUUCCAUGAAUUACAAAAAAACUAACAAAAAAAAGACACCUGCAACGAUUACUCAAGAGAGCAGAAGUUAACAAACAGGAGGUGGUCAGACAUGAAGCUUUGACCUAAAAAAACAACUGGAUGGAAUGAAGAAUUACACGAAACAACCCUUUAAAGGCAUCCUUUCAAAUCGAAGCAUGAUAGACGAGUUGGCAGCUUGUCUUCACAGACUUUUCUAGAGUUUCUACAUUUCCUACAGUCAUGUGAAAAACCACAUAAUGGUUUGAAACAGUUCCCUUUUUAAUGCAGUGAUGAAUGAACCAUGUGUCAAGUCAGAAAAACACACAAAUCUGAAAGCAUGUACUGUAUAUCAAAAAUAACCGCAAUGAGAGCCUGAAGUCGUGGAGUGAGGUGGUUCUUGGAUAUCUGUAGUAUUGCAUUUAUAAAGAUAAUAAAUAAAUUGCAUAGAUCACAAGACCUUGGGUGUAUAUUGGACAGAAGAGUUAAAGGAAGUUGACACAGAACCAGCUGUGAACAGCCAUGAGACCUCCUGUAGUUGGUUAUUGCCUGUGAACCUUGUACACUAACUGAAUCUACGCUGCUCUGGCAGGAUGAGGUAAGUUGAGGUUUUUGAACAUAAACGUCUGCAAUAAACAUUGUUCCCGACUGCUUAGGGCACAACAAACUGUAACGAUGCAUCUGAACCUAGCAUACAUGAGUUAUCUGUGAUCAGGAGUCACCGGAUGCCAACAGUUGUGGCACAAAAAAACCUGAAACAUCUGCAGAAAAAAAAAAAACACGAUAAAACGUUUUUGACAACAGCACCGGAACCAGACUGAGAAAAGAUUCAUCAUUCAUCUCUAAAUUACAACAAAUUAGAGACAGAAAAGCUGAAAACAUCUACUUCUUACUUUCAAAGUACACAACACACUAUAAAAAUAAAAUCAAGGCUUCUGAAAAAAAGGACAAAUCUUUUAAGCAUUAAAAACUGGAUUAAAAAAAACCAAACUUUUAAAUAAGAGUUGUAAAAAAAAAAACAUGAAGCCGAAAAACUGAAGCUGAAGGAAAAACAACAACAGCCAGUAUCGAAGGAUUCUCUAUCCUAGCCUUAGUGUUUUUCUGAAGAUACAGAUCUACACUUUACCUGUUGAUCUCCAUGUCUUUACAGUAACAACUUCAUCUGACAACAACGUCCAACUCUCACUCUAUAAAGUACAAUUUUAAGAAAAAGAAAGUUUAAUUUCCCUUUUUUUUUAAAAGGGAUGUGAGGAGACACUGAAUGGAAGUGCAGUGUCUGGACAAUAUUGUUGUUACAACUGAAGCAUUACUAAACGGGAAGGAAAUGGAAGGAAAGCCGACAUACAUUUAAAUCUCUUAUUUACAGGCAGCUCUGUGUGAGAUGUGAUCCCAGUAAAAAGCAACUUUGGAUUUUAUCAAGAGGUACGGCUCGAAGGGGACGAAUAACUUUCCGUGACCAUCUCUGGAAUGCUUUAAAUCCGUUUAACGACUGUUUCCUCUCUUCUUUGUAAUCGUAUGAUUGUCUGAAGCUUUUGUUAAGAUUGUUAGAACUCUAAACUAUGAGAGUGAAGUGCCAAUAAGAACUAAACGCUCUUGAAAUGAGGUUCAUCACCUGACAGAAUUGAAGAGAAACUAAUCCAAGUCAGCACCAUAUCUGCCAAAAGGAUGAGACCCUAGUUUUUGAAAAGACCGCUGCUCAUCUUUUUCAACCUUGUAAGGUUCAAAUAUUUGCAUCAACCAGUAAAACUAGGAAACAUGAAGCUAGAAACACAGCAAGGAAUUAUGUACAAAAAAGGCAAAUUCAAAACAGGAAAAAACAGAACAGCUUACAAAAGGUCCAAACAAAACGCGACUCAGAACAAAACGUUGGAACUGUUCUUUUCCUGCUUCAGGAACUCUUUUAAACCUUGUGGUGUCUGUGACUUUUCUUGACUGCAAUCAAAACAGACGCUCCUUCUUCUAAUCCUCCAUUGCUCCUGUUGUGUGUGUGUGGUCCUCCAGUCUUGCUUUCUUGGGGAAAAAAAAGGAAUUUGUUUGAAAAUAUGAGUUUGUAGAAAAAAUCUUUUGUUUGUCCUUUCUGCAUCACAGUCCGUGUUCCUCCAGAGCGUUGAGCGCCUUACAUGCAGAGUCACUGUGUUGAGUUUUCAAGCACUUGAGCUCUUUGGGGAUCACUCUGGCUCCAGAGGAAGACCUAAUACAGGGGGGAAACAGGCCAGUUAGAGAUAAGAGCUAAUACUUCCCAUAUCAUCAGCUGAUCCAGUGUCAAUACCAACGCUGUGCUUUGUUUAUCAUCAAUUGCAAUACUCCUUUUUGUAUCAUGUGCAAAAUUAGCUUCAUAACACAAGCUCUGUUUUGGUCUGUCAUUGUUCCAAUAGUUCCAUUUGAUAAAAAAGUGUCACUUUGAGACACGCUACAAAAAGAGCAGGUCAUCAUAUGUAUUACUAAUUCUCAUAUCUUAUGAAAAUUGGAUUUCACGUUGCAUUUUAACAUUUUAAUCUAGCGCUAUAUUUUACAUCCCUAGUUUCACCCGUUUCUGGGGUUUCUAAAGCAUUAUACAUUAUAUCAGCUCACUUUUUCACAAGUUUGGGGUCUCCUUUGUUGUAUUUUUUGAUGCAUUUAAUGUUUUAAGUGAAUGACAAGUUAGGACUCUGGACAGAUGGACAGGCCAGUUAGGUCCCAGGAUUCUCCCACAACUCUGCCAUGCUGCCGUACUACAUGCAGAAUGUGGUUUGGUUUGGUAGUAUCCUGCUGAAACAUGGUCUCCCCUAAGAAGAGGCAUUGUCUGGAUGACAGCAUAUGUUGCUCCAAAACCUGUAUAUAUUAUUCAGCACUAAUGGUGGCUUUUGAACUGUGUGCUGAUUACAGGCCUUGUAUAUAAUCUCCUUCAGAGUGGAGGAUGUGGCGUCCAUGAUUUCCUCUGUUCGCCUCAAACAGGGCUCAGAGAAGUCCCUACAUUUCUGGAUGUUUGUUCAUUGUUUCCUCUCUGCAUGGUACAAUUUUAAACUGCACAUGUGGAUGCAGCAAUGACUGACUGUUUUUUAGGGUGAUUUUGAGCCCAUGCAGUGGUUUCCACUUCAGAGUUAAGUCUGUUUUUAACACAGUGCCACAUGUUUGCCUGAAGAUCACAGCCAUCCAGUAUUAGUUUUCCGCCUUGUUCCUGUUGUGUAGAUAUUUUUGUACAGAAUCUUUUAAAGUUAUUACAUACUGCAGAUGAUGAAGCCUCCAAAUGAUUUAAACUUCUACUCUGAGCAACAUUAUUUUGAAAUUGUUAAAUAACUUCCUUGGUCUGUGUCUCACAGAGUGAUGAGUCUCUUCCCAUCUUUAUUUCUGAGGGACUCAGCCUCUCUGGAAAUUCCUUUUUUUUGUUCUCAGUCAAGCUCCUGCUGAUUGCAGUUUAACCUCACCUAGUUGUGAGAUGAUCUUCUGAGUGUAUUUUUACCAUUACACAGUUGUCAGUCUCUUGUUCACACUGUCUCACACUGUGUGCAUUAACACUUUUCACUGCAGUUUGCAAGAUUACUGUUAAGCAUAAAUUCUUUGUUUAUGCUCAUUAAUUCAUAUAAUUUGCAAUAUUCCUUUACAACAGUAAGGGUCACCCAUUGUGCUUUUAACACCACAUGCAGUAUUACCUCCUGCCAUUUCUCCUCUAAGUUGCUCACAGUGUGACUUUACCUGUCAUACUCUCUUGAUACACUACUUGAAGCAGUGUGUCUUUGCACUUAACCUUAAUCCACUUAACAUGUUCAUGUACUUUUAAGUGCUUUGUACGUCAUCAAGUUUGUUGCUCAACUUUUGUAAAUUAAUGUUAGAGCAAUCCAGCACCACAUUUUCCUUACUGUUAUGUUACCAUGUUUGAUCUCACUGAAGAAGGACAUAAAAUAGCUAGACAAAACAAUCCUUUUGGAUUUCCAUACAUGCAAAAUGAGCUAUGACUGAACCCACCUCUUCACUUGUUAUGCUGGUAGGGGUAGGUUGUGUGUUCUGUGGGUGUCUCUAUGGCAACAGGUGGUUGGACGGCACUUUCCUGAGAGAGAGAGGCAUUGAAUAUUAAACCCAUGAGUAAGUCUUCAACCUUUUAGUGGCACACUGUUCUUGAAAGAAGAGGACAUUACCUCGACUGAGAUGUUGGUGGCAGGCACUUGGGUGUACUGGGGGAUAUACGUCCCCUGCAUAGAUGUGUUUGCAGGCAUAUACUGCAGGAGGAACAUUAUAGCUUCAUUAGACAUUACAGCUACAUUGGCAAUAACACUUGUAUAAUGAUACAGUGGUCAAAGCUACACGUCUUUGUUAAUCUAGACUAGAGUAACAGAGGGGGCUUCUCAAACUGCUAACCUGCUGAUUUACCAAAAUAAAAGUCCAGUUACCUUCAUUCAAAGAUUUGGUAGCUCUAAAAACAAUGAACUAUCAGCUACGAAAACGAAAACUGAGAUCAUUCUAUCUGACUGCCAGUUUCUGCUACCUUGUGAUCACAAACUUAUCCUGCAAUACAUGUAUAGUCUUUAAAGAAAUUAAUAAUUCCGCUAAACGUGACACCUUUUAUUGUUGCUGAACAUCCUUGAGCAUAAAUCUGCACAAUGUAGUUUUGACUUUUGAGGAUCAAUAAUAGCUGCAUGAAAAAAGUAGAAUGAGCUUUCUGUUCAUUGACUCAAGUAGCUGUAAAUUCUUAGUUUGUUUAUUCAGACAGUAAUGAAUGGUUUAGACUAUUUCUUUUAAAUUAUCUGUAGCUAUCAAUCAAAUACUACUUGGCAAAUGUUAUGAUAAUUUACGUUGAACUAGGAUGAAUAACAUGAUUUCAACCAAUGAGACUUAAUUUUCUGUAGUAAACCAACCAGCAGAUUAUGGCAUUUAGUAUUUUUUGUUAGUUUAAUGUUUGUAUUACAAGCAGUUUUAAGUAAUUGAAUCAGUCUGGUACAUCUGUUCCUGCUAAAUUGUCCAGAUUGAUGAGUAGAUUCAGUUUGUUUGGACAAUUAGAGUUAUUAAAUCAGGACAAGCUAAAAAUAAUAUCCUGCUAAUAGACUGUGUAUUGUGUACUCUAUUCACAGUCUUCAAUCCUGCUUCAUUCAGAGAACAGCUUGCAUGGAGCCAUGACAUGCAGAUUAUACUCUAAAAAUUCUUUACAUUGGGCGAAUGUCUGAUAUUUUGCUUGAUUAAUGACCUCAAGUUUUACUACAACCUGCGUUUUCAUUUUUGAGUGAAUACUAGCUUUUCCACUGACUGUGCCACUGCUGCCCAUGGAGAGGUGACUAAGCUGCUGCGUCAGGGGUCCAAUCAUGGACGUCGGCUGGAUGGACAUGGUGUGCUCCAUUCCUGGUGUCAGAACUGCUCCCUGUGGAGAACAAACAGAAGUGUUCAUUCUUAUUAUCAGUACAAAGAGGCUCUUAUUCAGACAGCCUGAGAGAGUAUAAAGCAAUAUAAAAAGCCAACAAAAACAAGAAGUGGGAUGAUACUCACUGUGGGUGGCAUGAUGUACGACUGGUGAUGUAACCAGGAGGGGUUGUGUACCUACAUGAACAAGAAGAAUAUAUAUAAACCAGGAUAAGACACACUUAAGAGAAAGUGUGGUUGGUGGUGUUUCAUAAGCUUUGAGGCUCUGACUGUACCUGGUAUGUGGACACAGGUGAAUGCAUGUAUGGAGAAAGGGAGGACGGCCCAAUCAUUCUGUUUGGGGCAAUGCUGUAUGGAGAGGAGUAGAACCUAUAUAAAGUAAUAUACAGAGAAAGAGAGAGACAUAAUUGUCAACACCACAUCAUGUCAUGUUUUCUGCAUAUGUACACAGGGUUAAUUCCAGUGGUAGAACUGACCCGUUCUGUAAGGCUGUGGUGGGGUCAUAUGUAAGGGUCAUCCCUCCCUGAAAAAGCAAGACAAAGAUCUGUGUUAUUAGUCAGCCACCCAAAGCUGUGUUUCCUCAGAAGUCAUCAGGACAUGAAGAACUCACACUCUCCCCAUCUCUCGACCAGGACCGC